Molecule: messenger RNA, 6092 nt
Organism: Dermacentor albipictus
Lineage: Eukaryota; Metazoa; Arthropoda; Arachnida; Ixodida; Ixodidae
Product: dnaJ homolog subfamily C member 10-like
Biological process (GO): IRE1-mediated unfolded protein response
Cellular component (GO): endoplasmic reticulum lumen
Molecular function (GO): oxidoreductase activity, acting on a sulfur group of donors, disulfide as acceptor; misfolded protein binding; protein-disulfide reductase activity
Source: RefSeq, a predicted model, not a curated record
CUCAUCUCACCGGUGCGCACCAGGGCGCCCCAAUGCGCCGUUUUAUCUUGUAUGAAACUCUAUGGUUUCAUCCAACCAUGGAGGAAGGAAACUGCAUCCAACCAUCGUUGUCCCAGGGCACACCGGUACGAUUUGCCGAAUUCGCCGAAACCAGCCGAGCCACGCAUGGCCACGCCAAUCCAAAUCGUUCUCAGUCUCGGCCUUGGCGUCGCGUUGAAUCGUGGCAAUCGCGUGGGCACCGUUGGUAUCAUGCGUAAGCUAAGCUUUUAUUGCUCAUACUAAAUUAAGAAAGUUUGUCGCAAAGUUUAGAAGCUCUGACAUCAACACUAAGUGUUAUUUUGCGUUGAGCAGUACUAAUUGGAGAUGACGUUAAGCUGACUAUGAUAAAAACCUUGCGUUUUGGCUGUCGCGCCUUGUCUAGAGCUACUGACCGCUAGUUUUGCUCAGAGUCUCGCCGCCUUUUGUGUGUCGUGGGUACAGCGACACGUUGACUAGCUUAACGCAAUGAGAGCUGCAAAAGUGAUCCUCCUCGUCGUCUUAUGGCCAGCUGCAUUGUGCGACGAUUAUUACCAGCUCCUGGGUAUCGAACGUGACGCAGACAGCCGUGACAUACGACGAGCCUUCAAGAAGUUAGCUCUGAAGUUUCACCCAGAUAAGAACCAAGGUGAUCCCGAGGCACAUGACAAAUUUGUGAAUAUCAACAAGGCGUAUGAAGUGUUGAAGGACCCAGACGUUCGAAAGCGUUACGACACCUACGGAGAAGAAGGGUUGGACGGUGACCAGAACGGAUGGGGGCGACAGUAUCACAGCUGGAACUACUAUUACGAAAAGUUCGGCAUUUACGAUGACGAUCCCGAAGUGGUGACAUUGAGCAGAAACGACUUUCAAAGCUCAGUAAUUGAGUCGGAGGACGUCUGGUUUGUCAACUAUUAUUCUCCACAAUGUUCCCACUGCCACCACCUUGCUCCGGCCUGGCGUCAACUGGCCAGAAGUUUCGAAGGAGUUAUUAGGAUUGGCGCAGUAAAUUGCGAAGAAGAUUGGCAGUUGUGCAGGCAAGAAGGCAUACACUCUUUUCCGUCAUUGAUCUUCUAUCCAGAGAGGGAAAAGUACACUGGUUCUAGAGACUUGGAUGAUUUGAAAGAUUUUGUGUUGCGUCGGCUUCCGGACCUAGACGUUGAUAUAUCAGAGACUGGCCUCUUACAGGCUGAAGCCAGCUCACUGCUUAGAUCAGUGGUAGUUGCUUCAUGUACUAGUGCCGACACAUGUUUAGCAAAAGAAGAGCUCAAGAAGUUGGCUGUUGCACUUAAUGGCCUUGCUUAUGUCUCCCUGCUUGAUUGCAGCAAAGAAGCAACACUGUGCAAAAAGUUAAGAAUUAGUGAUGGAGUGUACUUUUUUGAAGCAGCAACCAGCCAGGUUAACAAACCUCAAGAAUUGGUGGGGAGUGAUGCCUCUGAAUUGCGGAGAGCCAUUCUGAAAGAGCUUCCUAGUUUUGAGCCAAUAACAUCCAAGCUCUUCAGUGGCCUGAUUCAGCAGCUAGAUGGCAGUGAUGAGUCAGAACCAUGGCUUCUGCAUUUCUCUAAGAGCAAACAGCCUGACACAGCUGCAGAGCUAGAGUUGAAACACAUAAGAGGUUACAUUCAGUCAGUGCGUCUCGGCUCUAUUGACUGCAGCCAGGAGGUAGAUGUCUGUGCGCAGUUUUCAGUGACAAAAUCUCCUUCCUUCAUCCUUUUGCGAUCAAGUGGUGAAUAUGAAGUGUAUCAUGGUCGUGUUAAUGCACGAGAUUUAGCUUCAUUUGCAAAGGAAAGCGCAGGAAGCCGCUUGCAGACUGUAACAACUGCAACCUUUCACAAAAAGGUGUCGCAGAGCAAAACCACAUGGUUGGUUGAUUUUUUUGCACCUUGGUGUCCACCAUGCAUGCGCACACUUCCUGAACUGCGAAAAGUGUCCCGCUCUUUUGAGGACAUAAUGUUUGGCGUUGUUGAUUGCACCUUAGAUGCUCCACUGUGCCAAAGCAAUGGGGUCAGCUCGUAUCCAAACCUUGUUUUAUUCCACAAUGGUUCAACCACAUCUCUGAGUGGCUACAGGACAGCUGCAGAAAUCAGGGAAUUCAUUGAAAUAUCGCUUGAUCCUAAAGUGAUAACACUCCACCCCGAAACAUUUAAAGAACUGGUAGAAGGCAAAAGCGAAGCUGAUGUUUGGGCCUUAGACUUUUUUGCACCUUGGUGUGGCCAUUGUAAGAAACUGGCACCAGAGUGGAACAAAUUUGCCAAGAUGGUGGCCGAUGAGCCAAACAUAAACGUUGGCCAACUUGACUGUGAUGCCCAUAGACAAUUCUGUGCUGAACAUGGUGUGCGCUCAUAUCCCCACCUUCGUAUCUAUCCUCGUGGACAUUUCAGCAGCCGCCACUACUCAACGUUCAAUGGCUGGUCAAGAGAUGCAGUAUCUUUCAAGGACUGGGCAUUGCAUUUUCUUCCUAGCAGUGUUGAAGAACUUGAUCAUCACCGUUUCUAUAAGGAUGUUCUUGGUGACACUGCACCAUGGCUUGUAGACUUCUAUGCUCCAUGGUGUGGCCACUGUGUGUCAUUCAGGCCUGUGUUUGAAGCAGUUGCAAAAAAGUUUGAAGGUAGAGUAAAAUUUGGUACUGUCAACUGUGAGGAGCACUGGCAUGCUUGUGAUGCAGCACAAGUGCAUCGUUAUCCCACUGUUAUGUUCUUUGUUGGUAUGACUACUAAGCUUCAGUCUGCAGUUGGCAGCAUAAUUCAUGACCAUAGAGAGGCUGAUUUGGUGAACACAUUGGAAUUAUUUCUCAAACAAAAAUCUAGGUCUAAAAGAAUUGAUGAUGAACUGUAGAAUGAAACCAUUUGCUUGCUGACAGGAGGUAUGCCCUCUCUAUGGUCAUGUAUAUAAUUGCACUGUUGCACACAAAUCUUGGUUCUUUAAGAAUGUUGGCUUUUGCUACAUGUCAAAGCAGCAGCAUGUGUUCUAAACGUUUUUGGCAACUGAUUGUACUUGAAGGAUUUGCCUAGUCAUUUUUGAAGCACACAGUGCAAGGAAAGGCAAAGAAGUGAUAUCUCAUUUUUAUGCUUGAAUGCCAGAAGUUCAGAGCAGAGUCUUACACCUAAGUUGCACAAGUAACUGGUUAAAUAGUGCAGUGCAUAACCCAUUCAGUCACAGUAUAGACGUUUGUGUAUGCAAAUUGUUUUUGCCAGUCCAUGCAGGGGUGCCAAGGAAAAAGCCACAAACAUUGAACUGCAUGUAAAUUGGACUCUUUCCUUGCCUAGUGUGGCUCAAUUUCACUUCAGUGUGCAGAGUGUUACCACACAUGACAACUUUACUAAGGCACUACCAUGUUAGAGAAAAAUUUAAGCAUUCUAUGUUCCGUGAGCAUUGGAAGAAGGAUUGUUUAUCCUUUCUUAUAAUGCCUGAAGCUGGCAAUUGUACACAAGUUUUAAGCACAUGAUUCAUUUCUUUUCAUAAAAAAAAAAAAACUGAAUUGAGAUUGGAUUAUGUAUACUCACUACAAAUUAAAUGAGUGAUUGUUCUGCUGCCUUAAAAGAUGCAAUUCACAGCAUUCAAAAUAGCUCCUGCCUCCUUUUCAUAACCUUGAGGAAGGAUCAUGAAUGAUGUUGAAAACAUCCACCUUUAAAAUAUAUAGUGUAGAACAUAAAUUUCAGAUAUAUCUGCCAAGUUUAUACAGCUCUCUUGUAAAAGAUAUUUGUACAAGCAGUUGGUAUCAAUGGUGGACAUGCUUGAGUAGCUGUUUCCUGUUCUACUAAGCAUCUCAAACUGCAUUUUUGUUCUUGUGCAACAGCUUCUGUUGCUAUCUUGCGUUCCUAUAUACUCUUGUGUUCAUGGUAUUUAGUUAUCAUAAGCCACACACCCAAUGAUUAUGGUAAAGGUGGAAACUGGAAAUUAAAUGAGCAUCUUUUACAUGAAUUGGAUAUCAAAAUAUUGUAGGUGAGCACUAGGAUUUUCUACUUUUUAAAUGAGCAAUCUAUACAUGGGGAGCUGCGUGCAUAAGUGCGCUUUGGCCUAUUGACAAGCCUUUUAAAAGAAGCUUAACAUAUGAAAGUCACCUUUUUCUUUUCUUUAUUAUAAGCAGUAUUAUAUAUGCUAAAUCGCCUGAUGGUUGCUAACAUUUUUGUGUGCAUUUUGUGAGGAAACCGGCCAAAUAUGGCUAAAUUUUAAGCCAGUAGCUGAUAAAUGAUGCAAAAGCUUCCCUGCUCAGAUAGCUAUGACCACUAGGUAAAGUGCUACUUGCGUACAAUUGUUUCAUGCUCUGUGGGCAUGGAUAUAGUCAGCCAAAAAAGUAUAUUUCAAAAGUUCAAUGACAAGUGUGCAUUUCUGCUCCAUUAUGGCUUGGCGUGCCUAAUUUAAUGGACCAGUGUGUAGGUCACAGAAAUUUCUAUAGGUUGAAAGUUUUAAUUUGAGGCUGUGUGCCAAGGCUUCGUGAGAAUUAAGCUUUCCGCAAAUCCUGGCUUGUAACCUUUUGUGGCUGACUAUACUAUUCAUUGUGUUGCCAGCAGCAACUUGCUUCCUGAUGGCUCUUCAGAUAUAGGUCCUUGCCAUUUCCUAUUGUUAAUGUGUUUUUCCGUCUUAACAUGAACGUCAUUUGUACUAACUUGUCAUUUUGCUCACUGGUAUACUUAUGUGUGCUCAAAUUUAUUUGAUGCGCCCCCCAGUCUUGUAUUUUAUUGGAGGUGCUUUUGCAUCAAACUGUACUGUGUUCAGGCAGCAAACCAAACCUUGCUUGUUCCUGUCAUAUUAAAGAAAGCACAUUAGUGUCUUUAUGGUCAUCUAUAUACUAUUGUAACAGCAUUGUGCAAUGCAUUUAUUUAGGAAGGGUUCUUUAUUUUCUCACUUCUAGAAGGGGGGUGAUGCUAGAAGGUCCACAGCCACAAAAGUUCACAGAACAGGAGCUUGACAAAACUUGUGUUACAGCAUGAGACAAGGAAUGCAACGCUGCACUUGUGUAACUACCAUGACACACCUCACCGCUCUGGGCUAUGCAUCUUGGCAGUAAGGAAACUUGGUUCAUACACAGCUCCAACAUGCCGUAAAGAGUCCACAUUUUAUUUCGGCUUAGCUAUCUAUAGUCAGUGCCAGGUCCAGAACACCGCUGCAAGUGUCCCGAGGAUGUAGCAAAUGGCGCAACCUAUUGCAACCCCCUCCUUAUCCUUUGUAUCUACAUCCCUGCCUUCGCUCGAUAAGCCCUUUUGGGGGAGCUUUUUGUUUAUCAGGCAUGAGUGAUGUGUCUUUGAAGGAUCAGUUUGUCCAGUUAUCCUUUCUUGGUACAUCUGCACAGGUACACAUCCACACACAAAGCAGGUGUGUGUACAUGCAUGUAGGGGAGGAUACUUCCAAGACCCUUUUCAGAUGGCUUUUUUGUGCUUCACACCCAGACUUGAAGGUUUUGGUUGUUCAUGUGUGUAGUGCGGGAUCAACGCAUGCAAGGGAACAAAUUUCUACACUCUUAAAAGAGUUGCACCCUUUGGGGUGUAUAUUUGUUGCACAACAAUCGUCAUCUGCCUUGCUUGUGUUUCCUUUCUUGAAAACAUGGGGCUCGCUACUUUCCUAUGAAUGCUAUGUUGUGCUGAUAAUGGGCAUGCUGCUCACAACUUCAAAGUACUGGGCUUGCAGCUUUAAAGAAAGGAAAUGCGGGCAAGACAUGAUUAUUACUGCGGGGCAAAAUACGCCCCAAAGGGUGCAAACUUUUUAAGAGUGUAGGAAGCACAUGCUUUUUUGGAAGGAGCCUCUCCUGCUUUCUUGACUUGUUGCCAACUAUAAUGACCACUGCUCUUGUCAUUCUUUUGUGUUUGUACUGUCAUGGCUUUAAAUGUUCAGUUAUACAUUUUAUGCAGAUGUAAUUAUUUUGCACGUUUUUUAUGCACUACAUAAUUACUAAUCUUGCUGUUUUACACUGAUGCUGCUGAUGCUUCAUACUCUGCUGGUUUACACUGAUGCUUAUAAGAAUUUUUUACACCAGUUUACAUGUAUCCUGUUUACGCAUUAUUUUGCAUUUAUAAUUGCUGACAUAUGGACUACAAUUCAAGACAUGAACUAUAAGUGAGAAUAAAUUCUUGUGAAUGUCA